GUGAACUCCAACGGAUAGAAAUGGCUUUCGACAUCAACAAGAUAUUACUGAUGAUCACACAGUUCGUUGCGAGUCUCUUUGACAGGAAAUAUUCCUCGUGGCCUUCCCUAUUGUUUAGAGUCAUGAUAUGGUACAAACGUCUGAAAAGGGGUGUGACAGUUAAAUACAUUGAGAAAGAUGGCUACAAGUUCUGUUACUUCUCCCGUGGGGAGCCUGGAUCCCAGCCAUCGGUGUUGAUGCUUCAUGGGUUCUCGUUCAACAAAGACAUGUGGUUAAAUGCCAUCAAACUUUUUCCUAGAGAGGUCCACGUGGUUUGCCUUGAUAUGCCCGGUCAUGGAAAAACUACUCGCCUGCUGGCAGAAAACUAUACCGCAGUUGAGCAAGCUAAAAAAAUACACCAGUUUGUUGAGUGGACUAAUCUAAACAAGAAGCCUUUCCACCUGGUUGGCAUGUCCAUGGGUGGAAUGAUUGCUGGUGUUUACGCUGCCCUCUAUCCAUCAGAUGUCUGUGCUUUGUCCCUCCUCUGCCCACCUGGGCUGCAGCAUACGGUGGAGAGUGAAUUCAUCAGGCAUUUGAAGGACCUGCGGAAAUCCAGCAACUCACACAACAACCCUCUCAUUCUUAUGACUGUACAACAGGGAGAAGACUUACUUAAACUGGGGUUGUACCAGCCCAACACCAUCAACAUGCAGCUCCUUAAGGGGUAUCUUGAAGAUCGGAGACCACACAAGUCUUUUUUCUUAAAAUGCUUUUUAGAUAUGACCAGCAUGGCGUCCAGGUAUAGCCUUCAUGACAACAUGAGCAAAAUCAAGGCUCCUACUCAGAUCAUCUGGGGAAAGGAUGACAAGGUGAUGGAUCCUUCGGGAGCAGAAAUCUUAGCCAAAGGCAUUCCAGACUCCCAAGUGCAUAUGCUGGACAAAUGUGGACACUUCAUAACCCUGGACAGACCUACAAAAUCAGGAAAACUUCUUCUAGAAUUCUACAAUUCAGUUUUUGGCGUAGCUAGGAACACGACACUUCCACAUGUCUGGCUUUUCAAAUCAUGGAUUUUUAAAUUAUCUCUAAGACUUCUUUCAGAGCUGAGACCAGCACACAAGGAUUAGGAGACAUGGGAUAUCAGAUGGGAUAGCUACCUUCUGAGCCACACAUCAGUCCAAGAGGCAUGGAUUGUACUAGUUUACAACAGUAUUUAUCAAUGACUGAAU
Messenger RNA from Anolis sagrei ordinatus, 1205 nucleotides. RefSeq names its product monoacylglycerol lipase ABHD6-like. Gene Ontology annotation, biological process: acylglycerol catabolic process. NCBI's taxonomy places the organism in Eukaryota, Metazoa, Chordata, Lepidosauria, Squamata, Anolidae. Gene Ontology annotation, cellular component: mitochondrion. Gene Ontology annotation, molecular function: monoacylglycerol lipase activity. The record is from RefSeq and is a predicted model, not a curated record.